CAGAAAAAAAAAGAAAAGAAUCAUAUCUGUUUUUUCCCUCGAAGAAUCGCUGGAGAAACCGGAUUGACUUUCCCCUCGAAUUCUCUCCCGGAAAAUCCGAACCCUUGCUCGGGGGUGCCGCCGGAAUCCCAGGGCUCCGCCUCUCCUCCGCCGCCGUCCGCAGGUCCAUCUCGGUUUCAAAUGCUGUUAUAUGGUUGGCUGUGAUCCAACAUAUUGUCGGAGAGCAAUAGAAUCUGGCGUUAUGCAGCCGAAGUCUGAAAGUUCAAACAGGGUAGAGGCUCAUCCACAUAUCAUCCAAACUAGUGCAGUAUUCACCGAACCCUGGUGGCGUGGCAUAGGAUAUAAUCCUACUUCUCCAGCUGAUCCAGGAAGAAAUGAAACCCAUGCGCCUUUAGGAUGCAUAAAUGGUGGUUCAGAGUCCAAUGGUGGUCAAUCACAGUCAAACGAGGAAAGAGUUGAGGAAGAUGACGAUGACGAUAAUGUCAAAGGAUCAGGGAACCCUGCAUGCUCAGGAGCAGUAGGAAAUCAAGGACAAGAGCCUCAAAAUGGGCAUGGUGCUCCCCCUAUACUUACCAUGCGUGAUGAUGGCCUUGCACAACCUCCCCAGCUAGAACUUGUCGGUCACACAAUUGCAUGUGCAUCUAGUCCUUAUCAAGAUCCAUAUUAUGGGGGGAUAAUGGCACCAUAUGGGCAUCAGUCAAUGGCUUAUCCUUUUGUCGGUAUUCCUCAUGCUAGGAUGCCUCUGCCCCUUGACCUGGCACAGGAGCCUGUUUAUGUAAAUGCUAAGCAGUUUCAGGGGAUUUUGAGACGAAGACAAGCACGUGCUAAAGCUGAGCUUGAAAAGAAGCUUAUCAAGAAUAGAAAGCCGUAUCUUCAUGAGUCGCGGCACCAGCAUGCCAUGAGAAGAGCCAGGGGAAGUGGAGGGCGCUUUGCUAAGAAAAGUGAAAACGAUGCUUCGAAUGAUGCAGCUGAAGAGAAGGGCACAAACUCUGGUCCGGCUCUGUCUUCCCAAUCUGCCAGUUCAUCGGGCUCUGAACCUUUGGCACCUGACUCCUCUGAAACCUGGAAUUCAUCUAGUAGUCACAUGGCAGGAAGGUCGCAAGCGCAUGGAACUCACGGAGGUCAUGACUACGUGAAUGGGAACAGCCAGUACCAAAAUCACAGCCACUUCCAGGCCUCAGCAUAUUCAAAUGAAAGGGAGAGAGACCGCUUUGGCCAGCAACCCAGAGAGCGUCUUCGCUAGCCGGGUUCAAGAACCCUGCAUGGGUCCCAUGGUGCAAGGUAUUGGGCCCACCUCUAAAUAUGUAAGAAGGCUGGUGUCAUGGUUUCGAUCCCGCAAUUCUUGGCAAUCUAUUUGCUGGGCGGCAAUUCAUUCUUGGCUUUUGUUCUUUGUGUUUGUGGGUGCUUGUUGGAUAAAAGGAGGUUCUGAGGAGGAGACGAGGAAUAUGGGCAUGUGAGAUUGUGGAUGUCUACUUCCUCAUUUUCCCCCAACCUUCCUUGUUCCUUUAGUCUGUGUACAGGAGUAGGUCUCUCUGUUGUGAACUUUAGACUGCAAUUUUAGCUUUUAGUCAAGACAGGACAUCCUCUUAAUGCUUGAAUUUUAGGUCAUCACAGCUGAGAAAAAAUAAUGACGACUUUGAUGAACUGAUUUUUCUAUUUGUACCGGAUUUUCUUUUUAGCA
Molecule: messenger RNA, 1681 nt
Organism: Syzygium oleosum
Lineage: Eukaryota; Viridiplantae; Streptophyta; Magnoliopsida; Myrtales; Myrtaceae
Product: nuclear transcription factor Y subunit A-1-like
Exons: 6
Coding region: 191-1243 (350 amino acids)
Biological process (GO): regulation of transcription by RNA polymerase II
Cellular component (GO): CCAAT-binding factor complex
Molecular function (GO): DNA-binding transcription factor activity, RNA polymerase II-specific; RNA polymerase II cis-regulatory region sequence-specific DNA binding
Source: RefSeq, a predicted model, not a curated record